GUGUGCGAUAACUCCCUCCCCGCAGGCACCAUGGUGCGGAUGAACGUUCUGGCCGAUGCUCUCAAAAGCAUCAACAACGCCGAGAAGCGCGGCAAGCGCCAGGUGCUCAUCCGGCCGUGCUCCAAAGUCAUCGUGCGCUUCCUCACCGUCAUGAUGAAGCACGGUUACAUUGGUGAAUUCGAGAUAAUUGAUGAUCACAGAGCUGGGAAGAUUGUUGUCAACCUCACAGGCAGACUCAACAAGUGUGGUGUAAUCAGUCCCAGAUUUGAUGUGCAGCUGAAGGAUUUGGAAAAGUGGCAGAACAACCUGCUGCCUUCCCGUCAGUUUGGGUAUAUUGUCCUGACAACCUCAGCUGGCAUCAUGGACCAUGAAGAGGCGAGACGAAAACACACAGGAGGCAAAAUCCUGGGGUUCUUUUUCUAAAACUUGUAAAAAAAGAGGAUACUAAUAAAUUGUUCAAAUGGACUCUGG
Ficedula albicollis (Collared flycatcher) is the source of this 471-nucleotide messenger RNA. RefSeq names its product ribosomal protein S15a (gene RPS15A). The transcript has 4 exons. The record is from RefSeq and is a predicted model, not a curated record. Gene Ontology annotation, molecular function: structural constituent of ribosome. The coding region runs from base 31 to 423 and encodes 130 amino acids. Gene Ontology annotation, biological process: translation. Lineage: Eukaryota; Metazoa; Chordata; Aves; Passeriformes; Muscicapidae. Gene Ontology annotation, cellular component: cytosolic small ribosomal subunit; ribosome.